This is a messenger RNA of Babesia bovis T2Bo, 3065 nucleotides long. RefSeq names its product endonuclease/exonuclease/phosphatase family protein. Gene Ontology annotation, biological process: phosphatidylinositol dephosphorylation. NCBI's taxonomy places the organism in Eukaryota, Apicomplexa, Aconoidasida, Piroplasmida, Babesiidae. Gene Ontology annotation, molecular function: phosphatase activity. The transcript has a single exon. The record is from RefSeq and is a predicted model, not a curated record. The coding region runs from base 170 to 3043 and encodes 957 amino acids.
CAAAUAUUGUAUUUUUAAUACUAUCGCAGUGAUUGUGUGUGAUUAUUCUUUAUAUAUCUUUGAGUGGUAGUAUAUGCCAUAAAUGCUUGUGUUAUGUUUCUGUGCAUUUUUGUAUUCGACAACUGCCUCAUUAAGGGGAUGCACAUUAUUGUGAUCUAGGUGUGAGGGUAUGGCAUCAUCUUUUGCUUCACCUCGUGCCUAUUUAAUCCGGGUGUACUCUCGGUGGUACCAGAUAGACUUUUUGGGCGACGAUGGUUGCACGUAUGAUUCGCAGGCUCCUAUCACAUCGCUUUGGAUAAGUCGCCCAAAUGCUACUGUGAGCGAGUCAUCGACGCCUCUAACUGUUGAGACACCUCUUGCUCAGGAGUAUGCUGAUGCUAUUUUGGGCCUGAUCAACAUUAAUCGGUCUCUUUAUUUAAAUGUUGUAGUAGCUGUUGAAUCAGUUGCCGAUGUAUCUUUUGAUGAGGCUACUGCUGUUGACUGUCGGAAAUCCACUAUAUACAGGGUAAAGAGGGUAAACUUAUUCCCAAUUGACAACUUCCUGGAGGAGGUUGGCGGUGAUGAUGUAAAAUAUGACGACCCUGUUCUUUUGGGUGAAGAAGGCAUUAACAGUUCAAAAUCGCAAUGGGAUGGAUCGAAGAGUCCAGUGGCUCUUCGUGAUUCCGGUUCUCAAUCCUUUGAGAAUGAUCAGAACAGUGGCGUAAUUAAGGAUAUAAGUGACUUGUUGACUACCGGUCAUUAUUUUAGUCGUUCUGCUGAUUUAACUAGGUCGUUGCAACGCCAAUGGGAGCAAGGAUAUGUACCAUUACGUCCUAGGCGUUUUGCUACCUUGCCAGAGACUGUAGAUGCUACUUCCCACAAGGAAAGUGAGUCGAGUCCUAGGUCCACCAAGUCAUCUGAAACACUGUUUGACAUGGCUGAUCCGAUGUUUAAUUGGAGCAAGGGUAUGUCACAUGAUAUCCCAUCGCAUUGGUUGACUCCUUUAAUUCAGGGCUAUGUAGGUUAUAUGCAGCAGUUAUGGAAUCAAAAGAACUUGCAAAUAAUGUUGAUUGGUCGUCGUUGUGUAUAUCGAUCUGGCACUCGUUUGAAUGCCAGGGGUAUUGACGUUGAAGGUCAUGUGGGCAACUUCGUAGAGAGCGAGCUUCGCAUACGCGUUGAUCAAGGUAGUUGGAAGAGUUUUGUUCAGAUUCGCGGUUCCGUUCCCGUUUUUUGGGGCCAGCGCAAUAUUUUUGCGCAUCCAUAUUUCACUCGUCCAAUUAAUGAGAGUGAACAGGCAUUUCUUCUCCAUUAUCGCCAUCUUCAGCGUCUGUUUGGUGAGGAUGUUGACGUUUGCAUGUUGACAUUGCUUGACAACAAGGCAAGUGAGAUUUUCUUGCUAGAGGCAAUUGACCAUUUGAACCAUACCUUUGAUUAUUUGCCGAUCCAUUUGGUGAAGUAUAACUACAAUGUGAAGGUUAAAUGGAGUUCCGUUGUUCCAGAGUUAAUUUCGUUUGUGAACACUAAUUUGCUACAUAUGUUGCAAGCCUAUGGUUACUUUGAUGGUGAGAUGAUGUCACGUUCACGAAAAGCCGUUUUGCGCCAGCAAUGUGUUGGGAAGCGUAUACCUGGUAUUCAGAGUGGCGUCCUUCGUGUAAAUUGCCUUGAUUGUCUUGAUCGUACUAAUGCUAUGCAGCUCAUGGUAGCUUGGGUAUGGCUGGCAAAUGUGCUUGAUCCAUCGGGUGCCAGUAAUAUGCUUGACCACGAUCACACUGACCAUGAUUUUAGUGGUUCGCUUCGUGAAUUUCGUGACAUGUGGUGUAACCACGGUGACAAUGUGAGUUUAUUACACUCUGGAACGGAGUCCGUUUACACUCAGCACAUUCGUGAGGGACGUCAAUCCUACGGUGCUUUAUUUCAUUACACCAAGACUAUGGUGAACCGUGCUUGUAGCGUAGUAUUUAAUGAUGAAGCUCGCCAGGCCUCUAUAAAUAUUCUUCUUAACAUUGUGCCAAAGGACGAUAUCGACUCUCCUACAGCGACUGAAUCGGUUACACCAACAGCAGCACCUGAGAACGCUGACGACUUGGUAGUAUGGUGUGGCACUUGGAACAUGAAUGGCGCAUCGUUGUCUAAAAAGGACAACAUAGGUGAGUGGGUGACACCUGGUCUAGAAGCUGGUGCCAAUAUGUUUGUGUUUUGCCUUCAAGAAUUUGUUGAAUUAUCUGUUUUGAACGUUUUAAGUGGACGCACUGAGGAAAACAAAGAAAUUUUGUUCAACGGAAAAGUGUUAAACAUUUUGAAUGACUUUGCUUUUGGUCGUGGUGUUCGUUUUGUUCAUUUGAAAUCUUGUUCGAUGGUUGGUUUAUAUUUGACAGUGUUCGUGAGUGAGAAGUUGCGUCCUACUGUGCGUGACUUGGUGACUACUUAUGUGAAGACUGGUUUCAAUGGUAACGUUGGUAACAAGGGUGCUGUUGGGAUACGCUUCAAUAUGGGUGGGCAGAGCAUCAGUUUGAUUGAUGUGCACUUGAAUUCUGGCAAGCUUCCUCAGGGUGUGAGAAUUUCUGAACUUGAUUUCGUCAUUCGCAAUUUAUUCCAGGAACAUGGUGAAUAUUCAUUGCUGGAUGAUGAUCUAUUUGUAUUAGGUGGAGAUUUCAAUUUCCACAUCGUUUCAAUGGACGACUUAGGCACUACUGAGGUAUUUAAGCAGAUAUACGGGGGCAAUAUUAGUGUUCUGUUAGAGGACGACGAAUUCUUGAGCGAAAUAAAGCACCCUAUGUCUCAUUUACGCCGCAUUCGUGAAGCUACUAUUACCUUUGAGCCUACAUACAAAUUCAAGAAAGGGACAGAUUUCUACGAAGUGAAGCGUACCCCUGCGUGGUGUGAUCGUAUUCUAUAUGGUGGCAACAACGGUUCAGAUUCUGAGAGUCGUGUUCGUUGUUUAUCAUACCGUCGCCAUGAAAAGAUGGUUUCUAGUGACCAUAAGGCGGUUUCAGCAUUGUUUGAGUUGUACGCGAAAAAGCGGCAAGUCAAAAUGCAGGCUGCAAUAUCGUUGAUUGACCUUUGAAUUAAUCUCAUAUGUAAUCUAU